CGCGUGAGGCAUCUCAGAGAGAGAGAGAAGAGAGCCGAGUUGCUUGUUGACCUCCGGCGACGUGGAGAGAGAGAGAGGGCGUUUGGGUUGGACAGGAGGAAAUGAAACGGUGGUCGAGGCACAGGGAAAUGAAAUGGUGCAAAAAAGACAUUUUGCGUGUCGGCAAAAACGAAUGGGGCCUCUUUUCUCGGGAACUAACUAACUUUAUCACACUUGAAAGUCUGCCUCUUUAGGGUUUCAUUGAUCAGGAAUCGGAUGCUCUUUGGCGUAGAUAAAGCUUCCCAAUCCCAUCAGCCUUCAGUCCUCCUCGAUUCCACCGUUUUUCCUGCCUUCAGUUGUUUUGCCCUUUGCCGUCUCUGCCGUUCAUUGAUCGCUAUGAUUUCAAUGUCCUUUUGGAACUGACGUCAAAGCAUGUCUCUGUCUUCAACAAAUUGGGAAACAUCAUUCUUGAAGCGUCUUUGGGAUACUGUAGGGACCUACCUUUUUGUAUUCCAGUUCUCAAGAUCUUCUACCUUUUCAGAAAUCUUUGGCUACACAGCUUGCAGACAGCUGUCCCAAAUGUUAUUUGCAGUAAUUUUCUUCCACGGGUCUGAAUACGCUCUAGCAGUGAUCAUCCAUGGUAGAUCAAAUGUACGUCUUAGUUCUCUUUUAAUUAGCACAAACUAUCUCCUCGCACUGAUUGGUGCACUGCUGGAGUAUGUCGCCGAAAUCUACUAUUUUCCUGGGAUGAAAAAACACUGGUGGAUUAGCAACUUGGGUCUUGUAAUGGUGGUAAUUGGGGAAAUCAUACGGAAGAUGGCUAUUGUAACAGCUGGUCAGGCCUUCACUCAUUUAAUUAAGAUUUACCAUGAGGAGCGCCACAAAUUGGUCACUCAUGGAAUCUAUAGAUUUGUUCGACAUCCGGCAUACUGUGGUUUCUUCAUUUGGUCAGUAGGCACUCAGAUAAUGCUCUGCAAUCCAAUUUCAACAGCUGCUUUCGCCAUUGUGGUUUGGAGUUUCUUUGCAAGACGGAUACCAUAUGAAGAGUACUUCUUGAGGCAGUUUUUCGGGGCAGAUUAUGAUGAAUAUGCUCGAUCAGUACCUUCUGGUGUUCCGUUUGUGAAGUGAGAAUCAAUCAUCAUCAUCAUGCUCUAUCAAGAAAUUGUUUUUGCUGUUCGGAAAUACUCUAGAACCAUUUCGAGCUGGACUGGACUGGACGAUUCUUCUAUGCUCUUUCUUCGUAUGCCCGAAUGCCGCUUCCCUUUUAUUCCGCUUUAUUAUUAUUAUUGUCGGUGAUGAAAUAUUUGAGAUCGUUUCUUUUCGUGUUCUUGGCUUAGUGAUCUCAUGUGAAAAUUGAACUUCUUGUGAUUCGUAAUUUGGUUAUUAUAAAGCUCUUAGAUUCACUGCCA
This is a messenger RNA of Diospyros lotus (date-plum), 1388 nucleotides long. RefSeq names its product protein-S-isoprenylcysteine O-methyltransferase A-like. Gene Ontology annotation, molecular function: protein C-terminal S-isoprenylcysteine carboxyl O-methyltransferase activity. The transcript is spliced from 4 exons. NCBI's taxonomy places the organism in Eukaryota, Viridiplantae, Streptophyta, Magnoliopsida, Ericales, Ebenaceae. Gene Ontology annotation, biological process: C-terminal protein methylation. Gene Ontology annotation, cellular component: endoplasmic reticulum; membrane. The record is from RefSeq and is a predicted model, not a curated record. The coding region runs from base 412 to 1107 and encodes 231 amino acids.